CGGAAGUCGAUUAAAAAAAUUAGAAUCCCAAAUAGUAAUUGAAGAAAAAGACAGAAUCACAUAAACAUAAACCGUUUUUUGUGUUUAGUCUUUUGAGUUCCGACUUCUCUUUCAAUUCUUCUUCUCUAUCUCUCUACUCUCUUUCCAUUUCAACCAACCCAUGUCAAUUCGCAAUUUUCUCCCAAUCCGGAGCUCCGUUACCGGAGCUAGGUUCAUGUCAUCGUGGUUCCGGAGCAUCGAGCAAGCUCCCAAGGAUCCAAUCCUCGGAGUUACCGAAGCUUUUCUUGCUGAUCAGAGUCCAAACAAAGUCAAUGUUGGAGUCGGUGCAUAUCGCGAUGACAACGGAAAGCCGGUGGUUUUGGAAUGUGUUAGAGAAGCAGAGAGGAGAAUUGCAGGAAACCAAUUCAUGGAGUAUCUUCCAAUGGGUGGAAGCAUAAAGAUGGUUGAAGAAUCACUGAAGCUGGCAUAUGGAGACAACUCUGAGUUCAUCAACGAUAAACGAAUAGCUGCAGUGCAGGCUUUAUCUGGAACUGGUGCAUGUAGACUUUUUGCCGCAUUUCAACAGCGUUUUCAUCCCAACACCCAAAUCUAUAUACCAGUGCCAACUUGGGCCAACCACCAUAACAUUUGGAGAGAUUCUGGAGUGCCUCUGAAGACAUUCCGUUACUAUCAUCCUGAAUCUAGAGGAUUGGAUUUUUCUGGACUGAUGGAUGACAUUAAGAAUGCUCCAGAUGGUUCCUUCUUUCUGCUUCAUGCUUGUGCUCACAAUCCUACAGGAGUGGAUCCUUCGGAAGAACAAUGGAGAGAGAUCUCUUCCCAGAUGAAGGCUAAAGGUCAUUUCCCUUUCUUUGACAUGGCAUAUCAAGGUUUUGCUAGUGGCAAUCCAGAGAGAGAUGCAAAAGCCAUCAGGAUUUUUCUUGAUGAUGGUCAUUUAUUGGGACUUGCUCAAUCAUAUGCAAAAAAUAUGGGACUUUAUGGCCAGAGAGUAGGAUGCCUUAGCUUGCUUUGCGAAGAUGAGAAACAAGCCGUGGCUGUAAAAAGUCAGUUGCAGUUGAUUGCCAGACCCAUGUACAGUAAUCCACCUCUUCACGGAGCACUUGUUGUUUCAACUGUCCUUGGUGAUCCAGAGUUGAAGACGCUAUGGCUUAAAGAAGUAAAGGUUAUGGCCGACCGCAUCAUCGGAAUGAGGGCUACUCUACGAGAGAACUUGGAAAAUCUGGGGUCUCCUUUGCCAUGGCAGCACAUAACUAAUCAGAUUGGCAUGUUCUGCUACAGCGGGAUGACACCAGAACAGGUUGAUCGUUUGACAAACGAAUUUCAUAUUUACAUGACACGUAACGGUCGAAUAAGUAUGGCUGGUCUUAAUACGGGCAACGUUGGAUAUGUGGCUAACGCUAUCAACGAGGUUACAAAAUCAGCCUAGAUAUUCAUUUGUGCAGAGACCAAAUUUUUGUCCUAGGAAACAACAAACACCUCAGAAGUAGUAUUAUUGAGAGGAGCACAAAAAAAUUUGAGCACUUAUAACCAUUUAUUAUGCAGUUUCACUGUGUUUCAUUUGUGAUUCGAUAGACUGAAUAAUUUGAAGAGUAGAUUGAAUAAGAGAUUUCAUGAAUGAUUAUUAAUGACUGUGCUUACAGUUUUACUAUACUGUGAAAAGGAUUAUUCUUGGCUGUGAA
Messenger RNA from Cicer arietinum (chickpea), 1676 nucleotides. RefSeq names its product aspartate aminotransferase, mitochondrial. Gene Ontology annotation, cellular component: mitochondrion. Gene Ontology annotation, molecular function: L-aspartate:2-oxoglutarate transaminase activity; pyridoxal phosphate binding. Lineage: Eukaryota; Viridiplantae; Streptophyta; Magnoliopsida; Fabales; Fabaceae. Gene Ontology annotation, biological process: biosynthetic process; amino acid metabolic process. The record is from RefSeq and is a predicted model, not a curated record.